Messenger RNA from Macrosteles quadrilineatus (aster leafhopper), 998 nucleotides. RefSeq names its product kynurenine formamidase. Gene Ontology annotation, molecular function: hydrolase activity. The transcript has 8 exons. NCBI's taxonomy places the organism in Eukaryota, Metazoa, Arthropoda, Insecta, Hemiptera, Cicadellidae. The coding region runs from base 79 to 966 and encodes 295 amino acids. The record is from RefSeq and is a predicted model, not a curated record.
CCCCCCUAACCACCACUCCUAGAUACAGUAUCAGGUUGUCUGGUGACCAGAAGAAGCCCAGAAACUGCUGAAACUUCAAUGGAAGAGGAAAUAGAACUUCACUACAGUCCCAGUCGAUGGACAGUGGCAACUUCACCCGAGGAAGCAAUAAACCAGCAUAUCACGGACGUUACCAGAGCGAGUGAAGCAGCAAAGGAGAAAGUUCCACACUUGGCCGAUCUACAGUAUGGGCCGAGAGAUAAACAGUACUGUGAUCUAUAUGGCACAGACCUCCCCGAAGAUUCACCAAUGUUUGUGUACAUCCAUGGAGGAUACUGGCAGAUGCUAUCCAAGGAUGUUUCAGCAUAUCCAGUGAUACCCUUAUGGCAGGCUGGUAUAAGAACAGUCAUUGUUGGAUAUGAUUUGACACCCCAAGUAUCACUUGACACCAUUGUGGAAGAAAUCAGAGAGCUAGCUAUUUACGUUUUGGAAAUGGCUAAAGAAAAUGAGUCCAGAGGUGUCUGGUUCGGAGGACACUCGGCCGGCGCUCAUCUUGCGUCCUUCCUUCUGCAAUCUGAUUGGUUCUACUCUCUAGAGCCGCAACUCAGCUGCAGGAUGAAAGGCUUGGUGCUCAUCAGUGGUAUUUACGAUUUAACACCUCUGAUCUACACCUCCAACAAUGAUGCUUUACAACUCGAUCGGAAAUCUGCAUUGAAAUUAAGUCCCUUUUUCAAUCUUGUAUUGACACAACAAGAAACUAAUGUGAAGGUGCUUUUGGUAGUUGGAGAAUAUGAUUCGCCUACUUUCCACGGACAGACUAAAUCUUUCAGUCAGCUGCUUAAAAGGAAGAAAAUCGGUCAUGAAGUGGUGGAGAUUCCCAACCUUGACCACUUUACAGUUGUAACAAGCCUUCAAGAUGAUACAUCCUUUUUAGCUCAGAAACUUGUGUCACUGAUAGUACCUAAUAAAGAAAUAAUCAAUAUUUAAAUUACAAAAAUUAUAAUGUAGUAAAAACUACA